This is a messenger RNA of Perkinsus marinus ATCC 50983, 216 nucleotides long. RefSeq lists its product as hypothetical. The record is from RefSeq and is a predicted model, not a curated record. Bases 1 to 216 code for a protein of 71 amino acids. Lineage: Eukaryota; Perkinsozoa; Perkinsida; Perkinsidae. The transcript has a single exon.
AUGCUCGCCGCGACGAAUGCUAACCCCCGCAUGUUUUGGCUCUACAUGAGUGCUGCUAAGGCCUUCAACAUCGACGUUGAGUCCGAGAUAUCUUUACCGAAUAUGCGCUUGUUGCUGGGGCAUUAUAAAACGGCUUUGAGGUUAGUCUUUGGGACCCUCAUUCUUCUCGAUAAUGGCGUGCAGCUCUCUGGUCGAGCACAUACCAUGGGUCCGUGA